This is a messenger RNA of Arabidopsis lyrata subsp. lyrata, 1005 nucleotides long. Its product is annotated as 2Fe-2S ferredoxin. Lineage: Eukaryota; Viridiplantae; Streptophyta; Magnoliopsida; Brassicales; Brassicaceae. The record is from RefSeq and is a predicted model, not a curated record. Gene Ontology annotation, molecular function: 2 iron, 2 sulfur cluster binding. Gene Ontology annotation, biological process: P450-containing electron transport chain. The transcript has a single exon. Gene Ontology annotation, cellular component: mitochondrion. Bases 311 to 790 code for a protein of 159 amino acids.
CACAUGGGAACAGAGUGGAUCUGGCCGGAGUUGCGGCUAUUCGAAUGUUAAUAGAUUUUUUUCUGUCUUAAAUGCCUCAUAAACACAUAGAAGCAAUGUUUUUCUUAACCCAAAACUAGACCAAACAAAAUGUUGAACCAGUUCAAUCGAACGGUUCAGUUAGAAAUCUCUUUCCCUCGUGUUAUUGGGCCUGUAACUAUGUUUGGGCUUAUAAAGAAGCCCGCUUCAAAUUAGCGUUUCACCCUCACUUCACUUUCCGGUUCCACCAUAAACACAAAAAAAAUCUCCGACCAAAAAUUGGGGAACGACGAUGGCGACGACUCUCCAGAAACUCUCCUCUCAAAUCCACCGUCUCUCUCCAUUCACCAGAUCCCUAAUCGUUCGCACCUCCGCCACAUCUGCUCCUUCUCCGUCGCUGGGAUCUAAGAAAGUCUCCGACCGAAUCGUCAAGCUUUCUGCGAUCGAUCCCGAUGGAUACAAGCAGGACAUCAUUGGACUUUCCGGCCAGACUCUUCUGCGUGCGCUCACUCACACUGGUCUGAUCGAUCCAGCAUCUCAUAGAUUGGAUGACAUCGAGGCUUGCUCAGCGGAGUGCGAGGUUCAGAUCGCAGAGGAAUGGCUCGAGAAGCUCCCGCCGCGCACCUACGACGAGGAGUAUGUGCUGAAGCGUAGCUCUAGAUCCCGUAUCCUGAACAAACACUCGCGUCUUGGUUGCCAAGUUGUGUUAACGCAGGAGCUUCAAGGUAUGGUCGUCGCUGUCCCUGAAGCUAAGCCUUGGGAUAUUCCAUAAGUUUUUUUUUUUCGUGAGGAUCUCAUAAAUGUUGGGCUCGUUCUCAAAUUGGCUAAUAAAAUUCGCUUUGGAAAUUUCGGUACUCUGCAGAUAACUCCAUUUGAAUCUGUAAUUUCGUUUCCUUACUUUAAAUUUUUGUAAUGUGGUAAAGAACUUUGCUUGUUUAAACCAUUUCCCUGCUUCAAGUAUGGGUGAAUGUUGCUUUCUUGAUUUCA